AUGUCUUCCUACGGUGGUGGUGGCUACGGCUCCCGCGGCGGCGGCGGCGGCGGAUACUCGAGCGGUUAUGAUCGCAACGGUGGAGGAUAUUCUAACGGUUACUCGUCUCAUGGUGGAUCUGGUGGCUACUCCGGUGGCGGCGGUUACGGCGGCGGCGGCGGCGGCGGCGGCUACGGCGCCGGUGGUGGCUACGGCGGAGGCUACGGAGGCGGCGGUGAUCGCAUGUCCAAUCUGGGUGCAGGUCUGCAGAAGCAGACCUGGAACAUGGAUACCCUGCCCAAGUUCGAGAAAUCGUUCUACCAGGAGCACCCCAGCGUCGCAGCCCGCUCGCAGGCAGAGGUCGACAAGUUCCGUCGCGAUCACGCCAUGACCGUCGCGGGUCGUGAUGUUCCUAAACCCGUUGAGACGUUUGACGAGGCCAACUUCCCUCGCUACGUGAUGGAUGAGGUCAAAGCGCAGGGCUUCCCCGCUCCGACUGCCAUCCAGUCUCAAGGCUGGCCGAUGGCGCUUUCCGGUCGUGAUGUCGUCGGUAUUGCCGAGACUGGCUCCGGCAAGACGCUGACCUACUGUCUCCCAGCGAUCGUUCACAUCAACGCUCAACCUCUUCUCGCUCCCGGCGACGGCCCGAUUGUGCUGGUCCUGGCUCCCACACGUGAGCUGGCUGUUCAGAUCCAGCAAGAGAUCACCAAGUUCGGGAAGUCAUCUCGUAUUCGCAACACUUGCGUUUACGGCGGUGUGCCCAAGGGCCCUCAGAUCCGUGAUCUCCAGCGCGGCGUCGAGGUGUGCAUUGCCACCCCCGGCCGGUUGAUCGACAUGCUCGAGUCCGGCAAGACCAACCUCCGUCGCGUCACUUACUUGGUUCUCGAUGAAGCGGAUCGCAUGCUCGACAUGGGUUUCGAGCCUCAGAUCCGCAAGAUCAUCGGCCAGAUCCGGCCUGACCGUCAAACUCUCAUGUGGUCGGCCACCUGGCCCAAGGAGGUCCGGAACCUGGCUUCCGACUUCCUGACUGAUUUCAUUCAGGUCAACAUUGGUUCCAUGGAUCUGGCUGCGAACCAUCGCAUCACCCAGGUUGUCGAGGUGGUCUCGGAGAGCGAGAAGCGCGACAAGAUGAUCAGGCACCUCGAAAAGAUUAUGGAGGGCAAGGACAAUCAGAACAAGAUCCUCAUCUUCACAGGCACCAAACGUGUGGCUGACGACAUCACCCGCUUCCUUCGCCAGGACGGCUGGCCGGCGCUUUCAAUCCAUGGUGACAAGCAACAGAACGAGCGUGACUGGGUGUUGGAUCAGUUCAAGACCGGAAAGAGCCCAAUUAUGGUCGCCACUGACGUUGCGUCGCGUGGCAUCGAUGUGCGCAACAUUACUCAUGUGCUCAACUAUGACUACCCCAACAACUCGGAGGACUAUAUCCACCGCAUUGGCAGAACUGGCCGUGCCGGCGCCAAAGGCACAGCCAUCACCUUCUUCACCACUGACAAUGCUAAGCAGGCCCGUGACCUCGUGGGUGUCCUCCAGGAGGCUAAGCAGCACAUUGAUCCACGUCUCGCCGAGAUGGCUCGCUACAGUGGUGGUGGUGGAAGCGGCCGAUAUGGCGGCUACCGUGGCCGCGGCGGUGGUGGAUUCCGUGGUGGACGUUCAGCCGGCGCUAAUGGCGCCAAUGCAAUGCCCGUUGGUAACCGCCGCUGGUAAAGAACCUGGACGAUGAAAACGGCGACGUUUUGCGCGACGCUUUCACGUAAGCGUUGCUCGCGAUUUAGAUCAUUUCGUGAACUGGUCUGUCGAACCAGUGGCAUACGGCAUUCGGACAUCAUGGCGUUCGGCAUAGAGGGCUCUUCCUUAGAGGUUGCUUCGUGGCUCAAGUAGCCACUGCUUUUGUUGUUUGUUUUAUGUCACUACUCGGCUUGGGAUGAAGGCGGCCGAUUCCUUCUCACGAGACGACGAGGCGUUCCUGGGCUGGCUAGAGCUCACUAAGGAUCCUACCGUCUCCCAG
This is a messenger RNA of Chaetomium strumarium, 1987 nucleotides long. Its product is annotated as ATP-dependent RNA helicase dbp-2. Gene Ontology annotation, cellular component: nucleus; cytoplasm; ribonucleoprotein complex. Gene Ontology annotation, biological process: rRNA processing. Gene Ontology annotation, molecular function: RNA helicase activity; RNA binding; ATP binding. The coding region runs from base 1 to 1686 and encodes 561 amino acids. The record is from RefSeq and is a predicted model, not a curated record. The transcript has 6 exons. Lineage: Eukaryota; Fungi; Ascomycota; Sordariomycetes; Sordariales; Chaetomiaceae.